AUGGCAUGCAUUAGUGCAAUAUUUAUAAUAGAUUUGAAGGGAAAGGUUAUAAUAAAUAGAAAUUAUAGAGGAGAAGUAAAUUUAAAUUUAACAGAGAUAUUUUAUAAUUGUGUUAUUGAUCAAGAGGAUAAUUUAAUAAAGCCUAUUUUUCAUGUGAAUGGAUUAACAUACUGCUGGGUUGCUCAUAAUAAUAUAUAUAUUUUAGCUGUAACUAGAAAAAAUAGUAAUGCUACUCUUAUAAUAACUUUCUUAUAUAAAUUAAUACAAGUAUUAAAAGACUAUUUUAAAGUUUUAGAAGAAGAAAGUAUAAAGGAUAAUUUCGUCAUCACAUAUGAAUUAUUGGAUGAAAUGAUUGAUAAUGGAUUUCCACAGUUAAGUGAAGUUAAGAUAUUAAGAGAAUAUAUCAAGAAUAAAGCUCAUCAAUUAACUAUAAAUAAUAUAAAAAUACCAUCAGCUAUUACAAAUUCAGUUUCAUGGAGAAAUGAAGGAAUUAAAUAUAAAAAGAAUGAAAUUUUUUUAGAUGUGAUAGAAAGUUUGAAUACUAUUAUAUCAUCAAACGGUACUGUAUUGAGAAGUGAAAUUUUAGGAUGUCUAAAAAUGAAAUCUUAUUUAUCAGGGAUGCCCGAACUGAAGCUAGGAUUAAAUGAUAAACUUUUAUUUAAUAAAAAUUUAAGUAAUUUUCAAAAUACAGCUAAUAAUAAUACACAUACUAGUAAUAAAACGAAGUUAGUAGAAUUAGAAGAUAUAAAAUUUCAUCAAUGUGUUCGAUUGUCAAAAUUUGAAAGUGAUAGGACCAUUUCUUUUAUACCUCCUGAUGGAAUAUUUAACCUUAUGACAUAUCGUUUAAGUACUCAUGUUAAGCCUUUAUUUUGGUUAGAUAUUAAUAUCUCCAAAAAAUCCUUAACAAAAAUUGAAUAUAUUGUAAAAGCAAAAUCACAAUUUAAAAAUAAAAGUAUUGCAAAUAAUGUGGAAUUUCAUUUACCUGUACCAGCUGAUGUCGAUUCACCUCAUUUUCAAACAUAUAUUGGAACUGUAAAAUAUUAUCCUGACAAGGACAUGUUAAUAUGGAAAGUCAAACAAUUCCAAGGACAAAAAGAAUAUAUUAUGAAUGCACAAUUUGGUCUUCCUUCAAUUGUAUCUAAUGAAAAUAAAGAUUUAUAUUACAAAAGACCAGUUAAUGUAAAAUUUGAAAUACCCUAUUUUACUGUCUCAGGUAUUACUGUAAGAUAUUUAAAAAUUAUUGAGAAAAGUGGGUACCAAGCUUUACCUUGGGUUAGGUAUAUUACGCAGAACGGUGAUUAUCAAGUAAGAAUUUCGUGA
Molecule: messenger RNA, 1320 nt
Organism: Plasmodium malariae
Lineage: Eukaryota; Apicomplexa; Aconoidasida; Haemosporida; Plasmodiidae
Gene: AP1M1
Product: AP-1 complex subunit mu-1, putative
Exons: 1
Coding region: 1-1320 (439 amino acids)
Biological process (GO): intracellular protein transport; vesicle-mediated transport
Cellular component (GO): cytoplasmic vesicle; clathrin adaptor complex
Source: RefSeq, a predicted model, not a curated record